Belonocnema kinseyi is the source of this 3403-nucleotide messenger RNA. RefSeq names its product transportin-2 (gene Tnpo). Gene Ontology annotation, cellular component: nucleus; cytoplasm. Lineage: Eukaryota; Metazoa; Arthropoda; Insecta; Hymenoptera; Cynipidae. The record is from RefSeq and is a predicted model, not a curated record. Gene Ontology annotation, molecular function: small GTPase binding; nuclear import signal receptor activity. The transcript has 14 exons. Gene Ontology annotation, biological process: protein import into nucleus. The coding region runs from base 132 to 2942 and encodes 936 amino acids.
AAAAUCAUCCCAAAUAACGAAAACUCUCACCGAAAAUCUCCAGAUCCUUUUUUUUGGUUAUGAGACACUUCUCGCUUGAAUUUUCAUCGCCAAAAAGAGACUUCCAAACCUCUUUAAAUUCGUAACUGGUUAUGCUCCCGGGUCGAGCUAGAAGGACGACUUGUGGGGGAUUUCCGUUCGUUUGCGAGGUCAGAGAAGGCUGGCUGCGUUCGUCGGUGCUGCUGUUGAAAAACACGAUGAAAAUGGCGUGGACACCGCAAGAAGAAGGACUCAGGCAAAUUUUGACGCUACUCCGGGAGUCUCAAAGUCCUAACACUGAGACUCAGCGAGCAGUUCAGCAAAAACUCGAAGAGUUGAACAAAUUUCCAGACUUCAACAGUUAUCUUAUAUUCGUCUUGACGCAAUUGAAAACCGAAGAUGAACCGACAAGAUCCCUCAGUGGUUUAAUAUUAAAAAACAACGUGAAGGCCCAUUACCACAAAUUCCAUCCCGAUGUAACGAAUUUCAUUAAGCAAGAAUGUUUAUCGGCCGUGGGAGACCCUUCGCCUUUGAUUCGAGCGACUGUUGGCAUCCUCAUUACAACUCUAGCAUCAAAAGGUGAUUUGACCGCAUGGCCGGAACUGCUUCCGGCUUUGUGCACUAUGCUCGAUUCACAGGAUUACAAUGUGUGCGAGGGCGCAUUUGGCGCGCUGCAAAAAAUCUGCGAGGAUUCGGCCGAGCUUCUCGAUUCAGACGCACUGAAUCGACCGCUCAAUGUUUUAAUUCCGCGAUUUUUGCAAUUCUUCCGGCACAGUAGUCCCAAAAUUCGAUCGCACGCAAUCGCGUGUGUUAAUCAAUUUAUCAUUCAUCGGGUUCAGCCACUGAUGAUUCACAUUGACAGUUUCAUCGAGAAUCUCUUCCACUUGGCGACUGAUGAUGAUCCUGAUGUCCGGAAAAAUGUUUGCAGAGCACUCGUUAUGUUGUUGGAGGUACGAAUGGAUCGUUUGAUUCCCCACAUGCAUAGUAUAAUUGAAUAUAUGCUUAUGCGUACGCAAGACCCUGACGAGAAUGUUGCAUUAGAAGCCUGUGAAUUUUGGCUCUCGUUGGCCGAACAACCCAUUUGCAAAGACGCUCUUGCACCGCAUUUGCAUACCCUCAUUCCCAUUUUGGUGAAAGGGAUGAAGUAUUCGGAAAUCGACAUUAUCCUGUUGAAGGGAGACGUCGAGGAGGACGAAAUGAUUCCCGACAAGGAGGAGGACAUCAGACCAAGAUUCCACAAGUCCAAGACGCAUCACUCGCACGCCACGAUGAGUAAGCACAUUGACGAGAACGGCGGAUGCGGGGACGAUAAGUAUCUCGACAUGGAGGACGGUGGCGACGGGGGCGACGAUGAGUCGACCCUCGAAUGGAAUUUGCGAAAGUGUUCGGCAGCUGCUCUCGAUAUUAUCGCCAGUGUCUUCCGCGACGAUCUUCUUGGCGUGCUGGUGCCCAUUUUGAAGGAGACUCUCUUCCACCAGGACUGGGAGAUCAAAGAGUCGGGGAUUCUGGCACUGGGCGCGAUUGCCGAGGGCUGUAUGAGCGGCAUGAUUCCCCACUUGUCCGAGCUGAUUCCCUAUUUGAUUAACUCGCUGAGUGACAAAAAGGCGCUGGUCCGAUCGAUCACUUGCUGGACUCUGAGCCGCUAUGCCCACUGGGUCUGCGCUCAACCUCACGACACUUACCUGAAACCAUUAAUGACGGAAUUGCUCAAACGAAUUUUGGAUGGGAACAAGCGUGUCCAGGAGGCGGCGUGUUCGGCGUUUGCCACUCUGGAGGAGGAAGCCUGCACUGAACUGGUUCCCUAUCUUGGAUUUAUUCUUGAGACGCUUGUCUUCGCCUUUGGCAAAUAUCAGCAUAAGAAUCUGUUGAUUCUUUACGAUGCGAUUGGCACUCUUGCUGAUUCUGUGGGACACCAUUUGAACAAGCCCGAUUACAUCAAUUUGUUAAUGCCACCCUUGAUAAACAAGUGGAACGUUUUGAAAGAUGAGGACAAGGAUCUCUUUCCUUUACUUGAAUGUCUUUCUUCUGUCGCUACAGCACUCCAAUCUGGAUUUUUACCCUACUGUGAACCAGUUUACAGGAGAUGCGUGUCUCUUGUGGAGCAGACACUAAACCAACACAUUGCAAACACACAAAGUCCAGAGCAAUUUGAAGCUCCAGAUAAAGAUUUCAUGAUUGUUGCACUCGAUCUUUUGAGCGGAUUGGCGGAAGGACUGAAUGGUCAUAUGGAACGACUCGUUGUAAACAGCAACAUUAUGCAACUAUUGUUUCAAUGUAUGCAAGAUCCAAUGCCGGAAGUGAGGCAAAGUAGUUUUGCACUUUUGGGCGAUCUCACCAAAGCCUGUUUCCAGCAUGUUUUACCCUGCAUACCGGACUUUAUGCCGAUUCUUGGUCAGAAUCUCAAUCCGGAAUUUAUCUCUGUGUGCAAUAAUGCGACGUGGGCGAUCGGAGAAAUUUCUAUUAAACUUGGUCCAGACACGAGUGCGUACAUUCCGUUGAUCCUAAACCAACUCAUCGAAAUAAUCAACCGUCAAAACACACCCAAGACUCUUCUAGAAAAUACAGCCAUAACGAUCGGUCGCCUAGGUUUUGUGUGUCCCCACGACGUCGCCCCCAUGUUACAGCAGUUUGUUCGACAGUGGUGCACAUCGUUACGAAAUAUACGCGACAAUGAGGAAAAGGAUUCGGCUUUUAGAGGCAUGUGCCAGAUGAUCAAUGUUAAUCCAGCAGGAGUCGUGAAUGACUUUAUAUUUUUCUGCGACGCUGUCGCAUCGUGGGUUACUCCCAGAGAAGAUCUCAAAGAUAUGUUCAACAAGAUAUUACAUGGAUUUAAACAGCAAGUUGGAACAGAGAAUUGGACUCGAUUUUGCGAACAAUUCCCACCGCAGCUUCUCGAGCGGCUGCAUAAUGUUUACGGCGUUUGAGCGGCCCCGCCUACGUAUGACGGCCGCUUAUUGGGGCAGGCCGGACGGGGUCGGGCGGGGUACAGAAAACUGGGUAGACAGGGUGGGUGGGUGAAACCACGGCCUCUUCUCAAAAACGUCGUCGUCGAUGUCGUCGUUGUUGUCGUCGUCGUUAUCGCAUCAUGGCCACCGUCGUCGUCAAAUCAGUUGUUGUCAGCCCUGGGGGGAGCAGCUGACGUCCAAGUGCGUUCUUUCAAAUGCUGCUGCUACUGCCGCAUCGCGAAAAGGGGCUUCUUCAUCACAUAUCUCUGAACAUGUGCCGUCAUCGCGGCACACUAGCAGGGGACCUCAAAUCUCAAAAUGAAAAUGCGACUACAAAAGAAGACAAAAUAACACACACACACACACACAAAUAAACAAACAUAGAUAGCGUGCCGGCCGAGAAGAAAAAAUCGCGAGGGUAAUAAUGAAAUGGAAAAAAA